This is a messenger RNA of Brenthis ino (lesser marbled fritillary), 1011 nucleotides long. Lineage: Eukaryota; Metazoa; Arthropoda; Insecta; Lepidoptera; Nymphalidae. The record is from the annotation of a GenBank genome assembly.
AUGCCGUGGGCUAGCACAAACAGAAUCUAUGCAAAACCCUCGAACACAAGUUCAGGUGAAAAUAUUCCAGUAGUGAUGGCUGGUGCGAAGGCGGCGACCACCGCGGCCGCGGACACCGGUGGUCGGUUUGAACUGAGUGAUCAUGGAUAUGGAAAGAGUUCAGUAAAACUCUUACAUGUUCAUCGUGAUGGCGAAUAUCAUGUAAUACGUGAAUUUGAAGUGUCAACUGAACUAAAACUUGCCUCUGAAUCAGCUUAUGUGAUCGGCGAUAACAAAGAAGUUGUAGCGACUGAUUCUCAAAAGAAUACAGUCCAUUUAUUGGCUAAAAAACAUGGAAUUAAGACCCCCGAAGAGUUCGGUGCAGUUGUAGUGAAUCAUUUUCUAUACACAUAUAGACAAGUUUUCGAAGCAAAGUGCCAUAUUAUUGAAUAUCCCUGGGAGAGAUUACAAGCAGGAAUUCCCCACAAUCACGCUUUUGUCUUUGCACCGACAGCGACAAGAUGGUGUGAAGUAUCUCAAGCAAGACACGAAGCUGUAACUGUAAAAUCUGGUUUAAGUGGUCUCAGAGUCUUAAAAACGACUCAGUCUUCUUUCGUCGAUUUUGUACAAGAUGAAUACACAACACUUGCAGAUGCUCCUGAAAGAAUAUUUAGUACCAUUGUUGAAGCUGAGUGGAUGUAUGAUAAUAUGAAGACAGCAGACUUUGACAACGCGUGGUUGACUGUUAAAGAUGCUAUUUUAGAUAAAUUCGCUGGUCCCCCUGAAACCGGCGUCUACUCGCCCUCAGUGCAACAUACGCUGUAUCAAGCUGAGAAAACUGUUUUAGAAAAAGUUUCCGAGAUUUCAUGGAUUCGGAUGUCGAUGCCGAACAAGCAUUACCUCAACAUUGAUGUAUCAAAAUUCCCCGCAAACGUGACGAAAGGAGAUCCUCGUCACUACAUCUACCAGCCUAUCGAUAAGCCUGCGGGUCUUAUUUACGCACAACUCCGCAGACGGCCUAAAAGCCACUUG